UGGGGAGGGAGUAACAGUUUGGCUUCCAAGAUGCAGGUGCUAGGUGUUGCAACAAUCAUUGUAUGUCUGUUAGUAAUCAUAAGUCCGGCCCUGACUGCAGCCAAUCCUUUGUGGAGCCUUGAUCAAGUGGGAGCCUACUUUAGUGGCAUCUUUCGAUCUAUUGUGGGUCCACUCUUUGGAUUCGGCUUGGGUACCAACAGCACCGCCUCGUAAAAGCUAGUUCUGCUUACCGCACCAGUCCAAAGGGAA
Messenger RNA from Drosophila eugracilis, 249 nucleotides. RefSeq lists its product as uncharacterized. The coding region runs from base 31 to 213 and encodes 60 amino acids. The transcript has 2 exons. Lineage: Eukaryota; Metazoa; Arthropoda; Insecta; Diptera; Drosophilidae. The record is from RefSeq and is a predicted model, not a curated record.